Molecule: messenger RNA, 2611 nt
Organism: Durusdinium trenchii
Lineage: Eukaryota; Dinophyceae; Suessiales; Symbiodiniaceae
Source: the annotation of a GenBank genome assembly
CCCCAGUUCCGGCCGUGGCCACGUUUUCGGUGAUGGAUCCGCUCCUUGCGCUCCAUGUGCUGCUUUGCUCUCCUGAAUCGGUGAUUUUCAAAGCUGUUGCAUUCUUCCUUGAUUCGAAGCUCUGGUUUCGCCUGGCAGCUGUGGUGGCCUUGCUGGUCUUGCUGCAGCUUCUCCUGGUGGUGGGACAGUCGGAGGGGAACCAGGAGGAGUCACUGGCCAUUUCAGUGGUCUUCGCUGGCUGUGCGCUCACCAAUGUGGUGGCAUUCGCCUCCUUUCGCCCACAGGUGGUGGCACUCAUUGGACGGCGAGGGCUUCAUCCAGCGGAGGAGGUGCUGCGACGCCUGCGGCGGCUGAGCGUGCGGAGGGCGCCCUGCUAUUUGCGCUGGAUGGAGGUGAAUGACAGGACCUUGAUCCGGUGCUGCGACCUUGGAAUUGGCUGUGGUGUGCUGUUGGUGAUGUUGGUCCUUUGGCCGCAAAGCUUCGUGCAGACCUUGGUGCCCCUCAUUUGGCUGGCUGCUGGGUGGACUUAUCUCUCCUUGCAGGCGGUGUCGGGCGAUUUCCUGGGACUUCAGUCGGACUCCAACCUCGUCGAGGUCGACGCGCUGAUGGCGCUGUUGAGCAUCCUGGCAAGGAGUCAUCCCAGGCAAGCACUGCUGGUGCUUCGUUUCUUUGCAUUUCGGAAGAUGCUGGGAUGUGGGGUUUGCAAGUACUACGGCUCGCCAAUGUGGCAAUCCUUUGAUGCAUUGCAAGUUCACUACUUCACCCAGCCCUUGGUGAACCGACGAUCUCGUUGGGCCCAUGUGUGGCCGGCGGACUUCCAUCGCUUCUCUGUCUUGGCCACCUUCUUGGUGGAGGUGAUCCUGCCCUUUCUAAUUUGGUGCCCGUGGCCUUGCAGGAUCAGCGCAUGGAUAGGCGAAAGAGCAGCAAUUUUUGCAGGAGUUGGUGUGAAGCCCCGAGUGUUGGAAUGGCAACACUUCUGCAAGAGUUUUAAUUGCUUGAAUGCGAUGAUCAACACAACGGGCAAUUAUGGCUUCAUAGGUUUCCUCAACACCAUGGAGAAUCUCUCCCUGGUGGAUGACCGGUUCUACCAGCUUGUUCUAGGGGCUGAUGUGGAUGCUUGGCGGCUGCCAAGGAGCACUGCCUGGCCAUUUCGUUUGGUAGUGGUUUGUGUUCUGAGUCUCUACGUGGUCCUGUCUCUCUUACCCUUGGCCCGUGCUGGCAAAGGCACGGUGGACCUGCGGACGCUUCGCCUGCCGGACGUGGUGACGGCGCGCUUGGAAUGGCUGGAGGCCUUGCAGCAACCCUGGAAGCUGGUGAACUACCAAGGCAAGUUCUCAGGGAUGCACGACUUUCGUUGGGAGCCGAUUUUGGAAGCGUCAACGGAUGAUGGCCAAUCCUGGCGACAAAUCCGUUGGCGAUACAAGCUGAACCAAGGUCCCAGGGAGUCUGGCGUUGUGCUUUGGCUGCACUUGCCUCGCCUGGAUUGGCGGGUGUGGUUUCUGCCCUUGGCGGCCAGGCGUGGAAAGGAGCCUCCAGCCUGGUACGUCAAGCUGCUGGAACGCUUGGCGGAGUGUGAUGAGAGCAUCUUGGAGCUUCUUGAGGGUUGCCCUUUCAGCCGUGAGGAGUUUCAGGACCCCGAGCAUCCGAAGAUGUGGGUGUCCAGCCGACUGGUGGCCUGUGAGGUGUCUCCCAAAGAGGACGAAUGCUUUUGGAGUUUUCGCCCGCUCAGGAAACAGACCACCAUGGACUUGCUCAUUAAGGAGGGAAGUCGCUAAACUGCAAGCAGCCACAAAAAGGCUCUUCAACAAACUUUGCGUCCAGUAUUUCUUGCACCAUCUCACAUUAUCUCACAUUCAACGUAUCAUUGUCAAGGAUGUUUGCUCAAUCGUCACCAUGGCAUGACCAAACCGAUAACACGCCGAUAACAUGUUCUGGGAAGUAAAGUGCUUCAUGUAGACCCUCCGAAGCGAGUCAGAGAGGUCGCUGCGAUGCCACGAAACGCCGGCGCUUGGACUGAGAUUCGAGAUCGGGGAGCCGGAUUCGGUGUGUGGGGAACGACUCGGCGUCCAAAGUCGGCGUCCAAAGCAGACGCUGAACGAGCCAAAUCGAAGGACGAGAGAAAGACAGAUGGGAUGGGAUGGGUUGUUUUUCUUCAAAAUCAUCCGUUUCAGCGAAUUCCCUCGGAAUCCUUCACAGCGACCAGCGGACAGUGACUUUUUUGGACAGUGUGCAACAUUCGCUCUCGCGGUUUUUGUGUCGAUCGAAGGGCCGCAAAAGCAAAGGCAAUCACUGUUCAUGCGCGAUGCCUCGAAGACAUAUGUUAACAUUAGACAUUAGUUGCAGUGUACACACAUUCUUUCCAUAAAGGGUUGUGUUCAACGACUUUUUGAGUGCUCACUCUGUUCAGACUUCCAAGGCCCCAAGGCCCAAUGCCAAACAAUGAGGAUUUUUGUUUCAGCUCGUUUCAGCUCGUUUUGGUUUCUAAUUACGACCGUUUUCACCCUUUGGAUCACUCUGUUUGAGGCUGUGAGUAAUUCGAAUCCUCAUUCGCUCAAGACAACAGAGUGAUGGUGGUUUCCAGCAAUUUUCAAGGUUCAUGAUCAUGUGGUGG